Labeo rohita (rohu) is the source of this 641-nucleotide messenger RNA. RefSeq lists its product as uncharacterized. NCBI's taxonomy places the organism in Eukaryota, Metazoa, Chordata, Actinopteri, Cypriniformes, Cyprinidae. The transcript has 3 exons. Bases 15 to 641 code for a protein of 208 amino acids. The record is from RefSeq and is a predicted model, not a curated record.
GCUACAGUAUAGUGAUGUCAGUCAGAAUGGCUCCUCCUCUUCCUCUGAUCUUCCUGCUGAUGAUUCACGGGGUUUCUAGUGCUGAUUGGGGUGUGAGUUACAGUCAUUCACACAUCUGUGCACUAAAGAACUCAUCAGUGAUAAUGAGCUGCACUUAUACAUACCCUACUGGAUAUCAGAUCAAGAAAGUGUUCUGGACCAAAGACCAUAUAAGGGGUGCAGAGCCUCCAGAUCUGUCUGAGGAUCCUGAAUACAGUCAGAGGCUUCAGUAUCUGGGAGAUAAACAGCAGAACUGCACCAUCAGACUGAAUCAUGUGACACAGAAAGAUGAACAUGAGUACUGUUUCAGACUCACAACUCAUAUACCUGAUAAGAAGUGGACUGGUAAACCAGGAGUGAGUCUUACUGUCACAGAUCUUCAGGUGGAGUCUCCUGAGAGAGUGACAGAGGGAGAUUCAGUCCGUCUGACAUGUAAAAGCAGCUGCACUCUGACUGACAGAGCAACAUUCAUCUGGUACAGAAACUCACAGCCAUUAACUGAGAGAAGAGACAGAAACAAUGAACUCCUGCUGCAGUCAGUCAGAAGAGAGGAUGCAGGCAGAUAUAGCUCUGUGCUGCACAUGGACACGAUUACUAUCUAA